AGAGGGAGAGGGAGAGAGGGAGAGGGAGUUUUUGCAGAGAAACAGUACCCAGAGGAGAAGAGAGAGGGAGAGGGAGAGGGAGAGGGAGUUUUUGCAGAGAAACAGUGCCAAGAAACAGGGUGGAGAGAUGGCACUGGCCAAAGAAAUCAUGGGUUGCUCGGUGAUCGAAAGGUCUUCAUUCGUUUCCACCUCAAAGGUGGUUUUGAGACGCAAUCGUCAGGCAAAACAGAACCUUGGGGUCAACCCGGCUUUGAUCCACCAGGGAAGAGUGAGCCUGAGGAAGGGCUCGGGAGGUCCUGCUGCCGUGGCGGCCAUAAGUGAGGAUUUGGUGAAGGCCGUGCCCGAGAAUGUUGUCAAGUUCAAGGCGAGAGCUGUGGUGACCGUGAGGCAGAAGAACAAGGAGGACUUGAAGGAGACCAUUGCGAAGCACUUGGAUGCUUUCACCGAUAGGAUUGGCAGGAACGUGGUCUUGCAGCUUAUCAGCACUGAAAUAGAUCCAAAAACCAAGGCUCCCAAGAAAAGCAGGGAAGCAGUGCUAAAGGACUGGUCAAAGAAAACACAGGUGAAAGCUGAGAGGGUUCAUUACUCAGCCGAAUUCACAGUGGACUCAGACUUUGGCAUUCCCGGGGCCAUCACAGUGACAAAUAAGCACCAGAAUGAGUUCUUCUUGGAGAGCAUGACAAUUGAAGGGUUUGCCUGUGGUCCAGUCCAUUUCCCCUGCAACUCAUGGGUGCAAUCUAAGAAAGAUCAUCCUGGCAAGAGGAUAUUCUUUUCCAAUAAGCCUUAUUUGCCAUCUGAGACGCCUGCUGGGCUAAAAGCGAUGAGAGAAGAAGAGUUGAGAUACUUGAGGGGUGAUGGGAAGGGAGAAAGGAAAUUAUCUGACAGGAUAUAUGACUACGAUGUGUAUAAUGACUUGGGUAACCCGGAUAAAGGAAUUGAUUUUGCUCGGCCAUCCCUUGGAGGCUCAAAAAUCCCUUAUCCAAGACGCUGCCGUACUGGCCGUGCUCCUACUUACACAGAUAUGCAUGCCGAGAGCAGGGUUGAGAAGCCGUUGCCCUUGUAUGUCCCGAGAGAUGAGCAGUUUGAGGAAUCGAAACAAAACUCAUUUUCUGCUGGGAGGCUCAAAGCUGUGCUUCAUAACUUAAUACCAUCCUUGAAGGCCAGCCUCUCAGCAAAAAAUCUAGACUUCAAUGGGUUUUCUGACAUUGACAACCUCUACAAAGAAGGCCUUCUUCUGAAGGUUGGUUUGCAAGAUGAACUCUUGAAGAAACUUCCGUUGCCGAAGAUGGUCCAAGAAUCCAGUCAAGGGUUUCUUAAAUAUGACACUCCAAAGAUAUUGUCAAAGGACAAAUUUGCGUGGCUACGAGAUGACGAAUUCGCCCGUCAAGCGUUAGCAGGGGUUAACCCUGUGAACAUCGAGAAGCUCAAAGUUUUUCCUCCAAAAAGCAACCUUGACCCUGAAGUCUAUGGUCCUCUAGAGUCUGCCCUCAAAGAAGAACACAUUUUGGACCAUCUCAAUGGCAUGUCUGUUCAACAGGCCAUAGAUGAAAGUAAACUGUUCAUGGUGGACCAUCACGAUGCAUACCUUCCAUUUCUGGACCGUAUCAACGCCCUUGAUGGCCGCAAAGCAUAUGCGACUCGCACCAUCUAUUUCUUGACCCCUCGGGGAACACUUAAACCGAUUGCCAUAGAACUUAGCUUGCCAACUCAAGGGCCUAGUUCUCGGUCGAAGCGCGUGAUAACACCUCCAGUCGAUGCUACUUCUAAUUGGAUGUGGCAGCUUGCUAAAGCCCAUGUCAACUCCAAUGAUGCUGGGGUUCACCAACUCGUAAAUCAUUGGUUACGCACCCAUGCGUGCAUGGAACCAUUCAUACUGGCUGCGCACCGGCAAAUGAGCGCGAUGCACCCAAUAUUCAAGCUGUUGGAUCCACACAUGCGAUAUACACUGGAGAUCAAUGCCUUGGCACGUCAGAACCUGAUCAAUGCUGAUGGUGUCAUUGAGUCUUGCUUCACUCCUGGCCGCUACUGCAUGGAAAUCAGUGCAGCUGCAUAUAAAAGCUUCUGGCGCUUCGACAAGGAGGACCUCCCUUCUGAUCUUAUUCGAAGGGGUGUGGCUGUGGCUGAUUCCACUCAACCACAUGGCUUGAAACUCCUGAUUGAAGACUACCCAUAUGCAUCAGAUGGGCUUCUGAUCUGGUCUGCACUCGAGAACUGGGUGCACUCGUACGUAAACUACUACUACCCUACUGCUGCCGUGGUUUGUAAUGACCGAGAGCUGCAAGCUUGGUAUGCUGAGUCCGUUAAUGUGGGCCAUGCUGAUAUCCGCCACGCAGACUGGUGGCCCAAACUGGCAAGCCCAGAAGAUCUUGCCUCGAUCCUCACCAAAAUCAUCUGGCUUUCCUCGGCCCAACACGCGGCCCUCAAUUUCGGGCAGUACCCCUAUGGUGGAUUUGUGCCAAACCGCCCACCCCUGAUGAGGAGGUUGAUUCCCUUCGAAGGUGACCCCGAAUAUACAAAUUUCGUAGCUGACCCGCAGAAGUUUUACCUCUCUGCAUUGCCUAGUCUGCUCCAAGCCACGAAAUUUAUGGCCGUGGUGGACACGCUAUCGACUCACUCGCCCGAUGAGGAGUACAUAGGGGAGCGACAACAACCGUCUGUUUGGACAGGCGAUGCUGAGAUUGUUGAGGCAUUCUAUGAGUUCUCAGCGGAGAUCAGGCAGAUAGAGAAGGAGAUCGAGAGAAGGAAUAAUGAUCCUAGCCUUAGGAAUCGGUGCGGGGCGGGUGUGUUACCCUACGAGCUGCUCGCACCCAGCUCAGAACCGGGUGUAACAUGUAGAGGUGUGCCGAACAGUGUAUCCAUAUGAUGGAUGCGGUUGUUAUAACUCAGUCUCAAUAAGAUAUACCUCGGAAAACCCUCGAGGUACAUCGGCAUAGAUUUUCUGCAGAGCAUAACAGUAUCGCCAUGUUUGUAUGUAGAUUGCUAAUUCUAAGUGCGUUAUCAUGCUUGUCGAACUUUAGAAUUGUAUAUGCAGUAGGAUUCAUGAGCAUUAGAGUUGUAUUAUAUGAUAUAGUACUUAUUUAUGUUACAAAAAUUCAGAGUUGA
Syzygium oleosum is the source of this 3102-nucleotide messenger RNA. Its product is annotated as linoleate 13S-lipoxygenase 3-1, chloroplastic. Lineage: Eukaryota; Viridiplantae; Streptophyta; Magnoliopsida; Myrtales; Myrtaceae. Gene Ontology annotation, biological process: lipid oxidation. The transcript has 8 exons. The record is from RefSeq and is a predicted model, not a curated record. Bases 128 to 2863 code for a protein of 911 amino acids. Gene Ontology annotation, molecular function: metal ion binding; protein binding; oxidoreductase activity, acting on single donors with incorporation of molecular oxygen, incorporation of two atoms of oxygen.